AUGAGGCAGCUGCUGCGUCCGAUUGACCGCCAGAGAUACGACGAGAACGAGGACUUGUCGGACGUGGAGGAGAUAGUUAGCGUCCGCGGCUUCAGUCUGGAGGAGAAGCUGCGCAGCCAGCUGUACCAGGGGGACUUCGUGCACGCCAUGGAGGGCAAAGAUUUCAACUAUGAGUAUGUACAGAGAGAAGCACUCAGGGUUCCCCUGAUAUUUCGAGAAAAGGAUGGACUGGGAAUUAAGAUGCCUGCUCCUGACUUCACAGUCCGAGAUGUCAAACUCUUAGUGGGUAGCCGGCGGGUAGUGGACGUGAUGGAUGUAAACACCCAGAAGGGCACAGAGAUGAGCAUGUCCCAGUUCGUGCGCUACUACGAGACGCCCGAGGCUCAGCGGGACAAGCUGUACAAUGUCAUCAGCCUGGAAUUCAGCCACACGAAGCUGGAGCACUUGGUCAAGCGUCCGACUGUGGUAGACCUGGUGGACUGGGUGGACAACAUGUGGCCCCAGCACCUGAAGGAGAAGCAGAUGGAAGCCACGAACGCCAUUGCAGAGAUGAAGUACCCAAAAGUGAAGAAGUACUGUCUGAUGAGCGUGAAAGGUUGUUUCACUGACUUCCACAUCGACUUUGGAGGCACUUCCGUUUGGUACCAUGUUUUCCGCGGUGGGAAGAUCUUCUGGCUGAUUCCCCCAACCCUGCACAAUUUGGCACUGUAUGAGGAGUGGGUGCUGUCAGGUAAACAGAGCGACAUCUUCCUGGGAGACCGCGUGGAGCGCUGCCAAAGAAUUGAGCUGAAACAGGGCUACACGUUUUUCAUCCCUUCCGGCUGGAUCCAUGCAGUCUACACUCCUGUAGACUCUCUGGUAUUCGGCGGAAACAUCCUGCAUAGCUUUAACGUGCCCAUGCAGCUGCGGAUCUACGAGAUUGAGGACAGGACACGGGUGCAGCCUAAAUUCCGUUACCCCUUCUACUAUGAGAUGUGCUGGUAUGUCUUGGAGAGAUAUGUGUACUGUGUGACCCAGCGGUCCUACCUCACUCAGGAAUACCAGAGAGAAUCCAUGCUGAUUGAUGCCCCAAGAAAGCCCAGUAUAGACGGCUUCUCAUCUGAUUCCUGGCUGGAGAUGGAGGAGGAGUCCUGUGAGCCGCAGCCCCAGGAGGAGGAGGAGAAGGAAGAAGAGCAGGAGGAGGAAGGUGCAGAUAAGGUGCCCAAGCCACCCGCCGAUGGCCCUGCCUCGCCCACCAGCACCCCCUCUGAGGACCAGGAGCCCCCCGGGAAGAAGCCCAAAGCCCCCGCCAUGCGGUUCCUCAAAAGGACUUUGUCGAAUGAGUCGGAGGAGAGUGUGAAGUCCACGACGAUGCCCACAGACUACCCCAAGACGCCCACCGGCUCUCCCAGCACUGAGGUCUCUGCCAAAUGGACGCACCUCACCGAGUUUGAACUGAAGGGCCUGAAAGCUCUGGUGGAGAAACUUGAAUCCCUCCCGGAAAACAAGAAGUGUGUCCCCGAGGGCAUCGAGGACCCCCAGGCACUCCUGGAGGGUGUAAAGAGUGUCCUGAAGGAGCACGCGGACGACGACCCCAGUCUGGCCAUCACUGGGGUCCCUGUAGUCACUUGGCCAAAGAAGACUCCAAAGAACCGGGCGGUAGGGCGGCCCAAGGGGAAGCUGGGCCCGGCUUCCGCGGUGAAGUUGGCCGCCAACCGGACCACGGCGGGAGCUCGCCGGCGCCGGACGCGAUGCCGCAAGUGCGAGGCCUGCCUGCGGACCGAGUGCGGAGAGUGCCACUUCUGCAAGGACAUGAAGAAGUUCGGAGGCCCCGGGCGGAUGAAGCAGAGUUGUAUCAUGCGGCAGUGCAUCGCGCCAGUGCUGCCCCACACUGCUGUGUGCCUAGUGUGUGGCGAGGCGGGGAAAGAGGACACAGUAGAAGAGGAAGAAGGCAAGUUUAACCUCAUGCUCAUGGAGUGCUCCAUCUGCAAUGAAAUCAUCCACCCCGGAUGCCUUAAGAUUAAGGAGUCAGAGGGCGUGGUCAAUGAUGAGCUUCCCAACUGCUGGGAGUGUCCCAAGUGUAACCACGCUGGCAAGACCGGGAAACAAAAGCGUGGCCCUGGCUUUAAGUACGCCUCCAACCUACCCGGCUCCCUGCUCAAGGAGCAGAAGAUGAACCGGGACAGCAAGGAAGGUCAGGAGCCUGCCAAGCGGCGGAGUGAGUGUGAGGAGGCUCCCCGGCGCAGGUCGGACGAGCACCCCAAGAAGGUGCCCCCUGACGGUAUCCUGCGCCGAAAGUCGGACGACGUGCACCUGAGGAGGAAGCGGAAAUACGAGAAGCCCCAAGAGCCAAGUGGACGCAAGCGAGCCUCGACGCUUCAAACGUCCCCCGGUUCCUCCUCUCACCUCUCGCCGAGGCCCCCUCUAGGCAGCAGCCUCAGCCCUUGGUGGAGAUCCAGCCUCACUUACUUCCAGCAGCAGCUAAAACCUGGCAAAGAAGAUAAGCUUUUCAGGAAAAAGCGACGGUCCUGGAAGAACGCCGAGGACCGGAUGGCUCUAGCCAACAAGCCGCUUCCGCUCAAGCAGGAGCCGGAGGAUGAUCUGCCCGAGGCGCCCCCCAAGAAGGAGAGCGACCACUCCCGCUCUAGCUCCCCCACAGCCGGGCCCAGCACCGAGGGGACCGAGGGCCCCGAGGAGAAGAAGAAGAAGGUGAAGAUGCGCCGGAAACGGCGGCUCCCCAACAAGGAGCUGAGCAAAGAGCUGAGCAAGGAGCUCAACCAGGAGAUCCAGAAAACCGAGAGCAGCCUGGCCAACGAGAACCACCAGCCCAUCAAGUCGGAGCCUGAGAGUGAGAACGAGGAGCCCAAGCGGCCCCUGGGCGUCUGCGAACGCCCCCACCGCUUCAGCAAGGGGCUCAAUGGCCCCUCUCGGGAGCUGCGGCACCAGCUGGGGCCCGGCCUGCGCAGCCCACCCCGUGUCAUCCGGCCCCCUCCCUCUGUGUCCCCACCCAAGUGCAUCCAGAUGGAGCGGCACGUGAUCCGGCCGCCGCCCAUCAGCCCCCCGCCCGACUCGCUGCCCCUGGAUGAUGGGGCAGCCCACGUCAUGCACAGGGAGGUGUGGAUGGCCGUCUUCAGCUACCUCAGCCACCAAGACCUGUGUGUCUGCAUGCGGGUCUGCAGGACCUGGAACCGCUGGUGCUGUGAUAAGCGGUUGUGGACCCGCAUCGACCUGAACCACUGCAAGUCCAUCACGCCCCUGAUGCUGAGCGGCAUCAUCCGGCGCCAGCCCGUCUCGCUGGACCUCAGCUGGACCAAUAUCUCCAAGAAACAGCUGAGCUGGCUCAUCAACCGGUUGCCUGGGCUCCGAGACUUGGUGCUGUCGGGCUGUUCAUGGAUCGCGGUCUCAGCCCUCUGUAGCUCCAGUUGUCCGUUGCUCCGGACCCUGGAUGUCCAGUGGGUAGAAGGGCUAAAGGAUGCCCAGAUGCGGGAUCUCCUGUCCCCACCCACGGAUAACAGGCCAGGUCAGAUGGACAAUCGGAGCAAGCUCCGGAACAUCGUGGAGCUGCGUCUCGCCGGCCUGGACAUCACGGACGCCUCCCUGAGGCUCAUCAUUCGCCAUAUGCCCCUGCUCUCUAAGCUCCACCUUAGUUACUGUAACCAUGUUACUGACCAGUCCAUCAACCUGCUCACUGCUGUGGGCACCACCACCCGAGACUCCUUAACUGAAAUCAACCUGUCAGACUGUAAUAAGGUUACUGACCAGUGCCUGUCCUUCUUCAAACGCUGUGGAAAUAUCUGUCAUAUUGACCUGAGGUACUGCAAGCAAGUCACCAAGGAAGGCUGUGAGCAGUUCAUAGCUGAAAUGUCUGUGAGUGUCCAGUUUGGGCAAGUGGAAGAAAAACUCCUGCAAAAACUGAGUUAG
Molecule: messenger RNA, 3900 nt
Organism: Rhinolophus ferrumequinum (greater horseshoe bat)
Lineage: Eukaryota; Metazoa; Chordata; Mammalia; Chiroptera; Rhinolophidae
Gene: KDM2B
Product: lysine demethylase 2B
Biological process (GO): regulation of transcription by RNA polymerase II; protein demethylation
Molecular function (GO): zinc ion binding; histone demethylase activity; transcription coregulator activity
Source: RefSeq, a predicted model, not a curated record